AUGGAAAAGUGCAGUGAACAAGUGUCAUGUGAAAAGAAAGAGUUUAGCACGUUUGAUAAGGCCAAGAUCAUUUAUUUCAGAUACUGUUUGUGCAAGGACUAUUAUAUUCCGUUAGUAAUAAUGUCACAAAAGAAUGCGAUCAAAUUCAGUAACCACAUGCCUGUGAUACAAGAGUUGCAAAGGAAAAUGACGAACGCUAGAUAUUCCGGUUAUCCAAUCGAAAGUGCAAGGGCAGCGGGUGAGUUAAUGAACUACAUGAAGAAGAACGGAGCCAUGAAGAAUAUUAUGAUGCCAUUAAUCCAAGUCUGCAAUGCUUCUACGCGUGUAUAUAUUAUUAGAUUUACGUGUCUCACGCAAAUGACUGAACUGAGGUUGGACUUCAAAAACUCACAAAUCUAGAGCCGCACUUCAACCAGUCAGGUCAGUGAACAUUCGCACGAACGCGACGACGCUGGAAACAACAGCAACGAGCAACGGAAUCAGGGAGCCGGUACAGCUUGGCUGGCUGGCUGGCUGACGAGCUAGCGGUUCGUUCAGAUCUAGAUCCCAGAUUUAACUGCAGAUAUUAAUUAGGCGAGAGCGUUGCUUUCGCGCGUUCUUCGCGAA
Linepithema humile (Argentine ant) is the source of this 606-nucleotide messenger RNA. RefSeq names its product mitochondrial inner membrane protein OXA1L-like. The record is from RefSeq and is a predicted model, not a curated record. NCBI's taxonomy places the organism in Eukaryota, Metazoa, Arthropoda, Insecta, Hymenoptera, Formicidae.